Molecule: messenger RNA, 3046 nt
Organism: Gadus morhua (Atlantic cod)
Lineage: Eukaryota; Metazoa; Chordata; Actinopteri; Gadiformes; Gadidae
Product: NACHT, LRR and PYD domains-containing protein 12-like
Exons: 7
Coding region: 1-2910 (969 amino acids)
Molecular function (GO): protein binding
Source: RefSeq, a predicted model, not a curated record
AUGCCUCCCAUGACCAUCAUCUCCCCCAGGCGGGGCUCCACGCUGGGCCACGGGGCGUCCCAGAGAGGGCAGCUCGUCGUUGCUGUCCACAGUGUCCACUUCUGGUGGACCAACCCCAAGGAAACAUCAACAAUCCCCACAAAGAAGCUCUGGAGGGAUCUCUUCUCAAAUUACCCACAAUGCUCAGAGAGUCAGAGGGAGAAGGAGGAGAAGCUGGAUGAUAAGAACGAGGAGCAGAGGAGGCGCGCCAUAGAGGGAGUGGUAGACAUCACAAAGCUCUGCCUGAUGGAGAUGAACCAGGAGGAACUGGCCGACAAGCUGGGGAGUGGAGCUGUUGCGGUCCAGUGGCAACAUGAACUCAAGGCUCAUCUGAAGAAGAAGUUCCACUGUGUGUUUGAGGGAAUCGCUAGAGCCGGAGAGCAGAGACCUCUGAAUGAGAUCUACACAGAGCUCUUCAUCACAGAGAGAGGCAGUGGAGAGGUCAACAAGGAACAUGAAGUCAGACUGAUUGAAAAGGAUUCCAGGAAGCAAGCCAACGAGGAAACACCAAUCAGAUGUGAAGACCUCUUUAAACCCUUACCUGGACAAGAUAAACCAAUCAGAACAAUAAUGACAACCGGAGUGGCCGGCAUUGGUAAAACUCUCUUAACCCACAAGUUCACUCUGGACUGGGCAGAAGGCAAAGCCAACCAAGACAUAGACUUCGCAUUUCUCCUCACUUUCAGAGAGCUGAAUUUACUGAAAGGGAAAGAGUUUAGCUUACUGGAACUUCUUCAUCAGUUUUCUGUUGAAACCAAAGAAUCAGGAAUCUACAGAUACGACCAUGACCAAGUAGUCUUCAUCUUGGAUGGUCUGGAUGAGUGUCGACUUCCUCUGGACUUCCAGAAUAACCCGAUCUGGACUGAUGUCACCGAGCCAACCUCAGUGGACGUGCUGCUGACAAACAUCAUCAGGGGAGUCCUGCUUCCCUCUGCCCGCAUCUGGAUAACCACACGCCCUGCCGCAGCCAAUCAGAUCCCUGCUGAGUGUGUUGACAUGGUGACAGAGGUGAGAGGGUUCACAGACCCACAGAAGGAGGAGUACUUCAGGAAGAGAUUCAGAGAGGGGACAAUGGCCACCACAAUCAUCUCUCACGUCAAGAAAUCUCGAAGCCUCCACAUCAUGUGUCACAUCCCAGUCUUCUGUUGGAUCACUGCUACAGUUCUAGUGGACUUCUUCAAAACAUCCCAGAGAGAAGAGGUGCCCAAGACCGUGACUCAGAUGUACAGCCACUUCCUGAGGGUUCAGUCCAUACAGGGGGACAGGAAGUAUCGUGAGAGAGCUGAAACAGAUCCACACUGGAGUUCGGAGAGCAGGGAGAUCAUUGUUUCUCUGGGGAAACUGGCUUUUAACCAGCUGGAGAAAGGCCAGCUGAUCUUCUACGAGGCAGACUUGGCAGAGUGUGACAUCGAUAUCAGAGCAGCCUCAGUUUACUCAGGAGUGUUCACCCAGAUCUUUAAAGAGGAGUGUGGACUGCACCAGGACAGGAUGUUCUGCUUCGUCCAUCUGAGCAUCCAGGAGUUUCUGGCUGCCCUUUAUGUCUUUCUGUCCUACAUCAACACUGGUGUCAACCUGCUCUUAGAAGAACAGCCAACCUCCAGGGAUGCUGAACUCCUCCUCCUCUACCAGAGUGCUGUAGACAAGGCCUUACAGAGUGAGAACGGACACCUGGACUUGUUCCUCCGCUUCCUCCUGGGCCUCUCUCUAGAGACCAAUCAGAUGCUCCUACAAGGUCUGCUGGGACCAAGAGGAAGUAAAUUACUGGGCAAUCUUACUAAAAAAGAUCCACCGGGACAGACAGGAAGGAGGUUACAAAUCAAUAACCAAAUAGUCCAUUACAUCAAGGAGAAGAUAGGUGGAGAUCUCUCUCAAGAGAGAAGCAUCAACCUGUUCCACUGUCUGAAUGAACUGAAUGACUGUUCUCUAGUGGAGGAGAUCCAACAGUACCUGUCAUCAGGAAGACUCUCCACUGAAUCUCUCUCCUCUGCUCAGUGGUCAGCUCUGGUCUUCAUCGUACUGACAUCAGAAGAGCAGCUGGACGUGUUUUACCUGAAGAAAUACUCUGCUUCUGACGAGGGUCUUCUGGGGCUGCUGCCAUUGACCAAAGCCUCCAAAACAUCUCUGCUGAACAGCUGUCAUCUGUCAAAGAGAUGCUGUAAAGCUCUGGCCUCAGUUCUCAGCUCCAACUCCUCUAGUCUGAGAGAGCUCGACCUGAGUACCAAUGAUCUGCGGGAUUCAGGAGUGAAGCUGCUCUCUGCUGGACUGGGGAGUCCACACUGUACACUGGAAACUCUCAGGCUGAAUUUCUGUGAUCUGUCAAAGGGAUGCUGUGAAGCUCUGGCCUCAGCUCUCAGCUCCAACUCCUCUCGUCUGAGAGAGCUCGACCUGAGUUCCAAUCAUCUACAGGAUUCAGGAGUGAAGCUGCUCUCUGCUGGACUGGGGAGUCCACACUGUACACUGGAAACUCUCAGGCUGAAUAGCUGUCAUCUGUCAGAGCGAUGCUGUGAAGCUCUGGCCUCAGUUCUCAGCUCCAACUCCUCUAGUCUGCGCGAGUUGUACCUGAGUUACAAUGAUCUGCAGGAUUCAGGAGUGAAGCUGCUCUCUGCUGGACUGGGGAGUCCACACUGUACACUGGAAACUCUCAGGCUGACUGGCUGUCAUCUGUCAGAGAGAUGCUGUAAAGCUCUGGCCUCAGUUCUCAGCUCCAACUCCUCUAGUCUGAGAGAGCUGGAUCUGAGUACCAACGAUCUGCAGGAUUCAGGAGUGAAGCUGCUCUCUGCUGGACUGGGGAGUCCACACUGUACACUGGAAACUCUCAGGUCAGGGUUAGGGUUAAAUGUGUCUUUGGGUUUGUUUAAUAGUAAGGGAUGAUCCAGGACUAGGUGGGCUAUGAUCUAAAAGAACAGACGACACGUGUCUAAAGCCCAGUUCAGACCAAAGAUUAGCCUCGCAACGACUUGCAACUCGCAACUCCUUCCAACUCCUUGCGACGAGACGGGCUGCGAUG